Penicillium cinerascens is the source of this 2637-nucleotide messenger RNA. RefSeq lists its product as uncharacterized. The record is from RefSeq and is a predicted model, not a curated record. The transcript is spliced from 9 exons. Gene Ontology annotation, biological process: protein dephosphorylation; DNA damage response. Bases 1 to 2637 code for a protein of 878 amino acids. NCBI's taxonomy places the organism in Eukaryota, Fungi, Ascomycota, Eurotiomycetes, Eurotiales, Aspergillaceae. Gene Ontology annotation, cellular component: protein phosphatase 4 complex; nucleoplasm. Gene Ontology annotation, molecular function: protein phosphatase activator activity.
AUGGCGCUGGACCUACAGCCGCCCGACGGUCGCAAACGGGUCAAGGUCUACGAGCUGAGGGAUAAUGACUGGUUCGACCGCGGCACCGGUUUCUGUACCGGCACAAUCAUGGGGGAGGAACCGCGAAUAUACGUCGAAUCGGAAGACCAACCACAACGCGUCUUGCUGGAGACCAAGAUCACCAAGGACGAUGGCUAUCAAAAACAGCAAGAGACCUUGAUUGUCUGGACGGAGCAGAAUGGCACGGAUAUGGCGCUGAGCUUCCAAGAGGCGGAAGGAUGCGCAGUGAUAUGGGACUUUGUCCAUACCGUUCAGCAGCACCUUCUCAGCAUAGCCGCGGCUGAUGAUGCCCUCUCCGACGACCUCGAAAGCUACCAAUCCAUCGUGUUGCCCGCACCGGAGCUCGGCAACCUCCCCGAAAUCGAGCAGAUCGUUCGAGCCGCCAGCAUGACGCAAAAUGGUCGCGACGCGCUAUCGAAGUUUCUCAUCCGCGAUGACUAUAUCAACAAACUGGUCCCCUUGGUGUCAAUGGCCGAGGAUUUGGAGAGUCUCACUGAUUUACAUCGCCUUUGCAACAUCAUGAAAUCCCUGAUCCUCUUGAACGACAACGCCAUCAUCGAGAUGGUGGUCUCUGACCAUAUAAUCUUGGGUGUGGUUGGGGCUCUGGAAUAUGAUCCCGAAUUUCCGACGCAUAAGGCGAACCACCGACAAUACCUGGCAGACCAGUCGCGCUAUAGGGAGGUCGUUCCCAUCAAGGACAACCAGAUUCGGAGAAAGAUUCGAAGUACAUGGCGCUUGCAAUACUUGAAGGACGUGGUCCUCGCGCGGAUCCUGGAUGACCCGACAUUCUCGGUCCUCAACUCCCUGAUUUUCUUCAACCAGAUGGAGAUUGUCAACCACAUCCAAUCGAACGCCGUCUUUCUUCGCGAGCUCUUUUCCGUGUUCGACCCGAGAAACACCGACGGCAAGCGCAAGGAUGACGCCGUGCAAUUCCUACACCAGUGUGCUGCAAUUGCAAAGAACUUGCAGACUCCGUCGCGGGCCCAGCUGUUCGGCAACUUUAUCAGCCACGGAUUGUUUGCGGUGAUCGCCUUCGCCGUGAAGCACCCCAACCCGGCCAUGCGCACCACGGGUAUCGAUAUUCUGGUGGCGUUGUUGGACCAUGACCCGGUGAUGAUGCGCGGAUACAUGCUCAAAGCCGUCAACGAGAAAAAGACCCCGCUCACCGAUACUCUGAUCGACCUGCUCCACGUAGAGACCGAUCUCGGAGUGAAAAACCAACUUGCUGAUGCCAUUAAGAUUCUCCUCGAUCCUCAGAUUCCCCUGCAGGAUCCCCUCGCACGGGCUGGUCCCGAUUACUUCAAAAUUCGCUCAUCCAAUCUCCUCUCCGAUGCAUUUGUCCAACAACAUUUCGAUGAAUCUUCGAAGCGGCUCUUCCAGCCGCUCAAACAACUUGCCAACCGCACCUCCCUUAAUGACUUGACGUUUCAAGAAGUCACGCUCUACUCGCAUCUUGUUGACAUCCUCACCUUUUUCGUCCGUCAACAUCUCUUCCGCACACGCAAUGCAAUCCACAGUGAGCAGCUUGCUCCUCGAGUGGCCCAACUCCUCACGGCCCCUCAGAAACAUCUGAAGCUGGUGGCCCUUAAAUUCUUCCGCACUCUGAUUAGCCUCCAAGAUACCUUCUAUCAAGCUCUAAUGACACAUAACAACACCUUUGGCUUGAUUAUUGAUAUCGUCCUCGAAACCAUGCCACGUGACAACCUUCUCAACUCCGCCUGCCUCGAGCUUUUUGAAUUCAUCAAACGGGAAAACAUCAAACCAUUCAUCGUUCACGCGGUUGAGAAGUACCGUGAGAAACUGGAGAGAAUUACCUACGUGGAUACCUUCCAGAAUCUCAUCAUCCGUUACGAUCAAAUGCAAGGCUAUGGUGCCGAGGCCGAUUCUACGCUAUUCAGCCAAGAUGAGGGUGAUACGCCGCGGAGAAUUCCGAUGAACGGCCAGCGCUGGCAGGGCGUGAAGGAAAUGGACGCAGCGGAAGAGGAGUAUUUCGCUGGGUCCGACGACGAAGACGAGUGGCAGCAAGAAAACCGUGCCGCUCUCGCCGUUGGUACCGCGAAUGGAGUUGCCUCUCCAUUGGUCAAGCCACUAGUUGACUAUCCGGACGACGACGACGAGGACGCGAUGGACACCAAACCCGAAGACCCAGAACAACCUGUAGAGGGUCAGCCAUUGACCAUGGUAGACGUGCAGGUCGAAGAUUCCCCUGAAGCGGCCGCCACCCCCGCCUCGCCUACCCAGAAUGCCCCCGUGCCCGAACGCCUCGCCGAAAAACGUCGCCGCGAGGAAGAGGACGAGGAUGAGUUGGUUAAACUUGCCACAGGACCCAAGCGCCGGAGUUCUACGAGUAGUAACUCUAGUGCUGGUUCAUUCAACCGGAAGAAGACCAUGUCUAUCGGCUCGCUCGGGUCUGCUGAGAAGGGCGGUUUAGGCGCAAACGCACCGCCGAAGAGAAUCGCCAUCAAUCUGGGUGCAGCGGUCAAGUCGUCUGUAUCAGACGACCCUUCUUGCGAAGACGCAUCCAGCGGAAACAACGAGAAGGAGAAUCAAAGCGACGACAGCCAAGGCGAAGGCUAA